Molecule: messenger RNA, 2685 nt
Organism: Paramisgurnus dabryanus
Lineage: Eukaryota; Metazoa; Chordata; Actinopteri; Cypriniformes; Cobitidae
Source: RefSeq, a predicted model, not a curated record
AUGGAAACAGCAUCACGCGAAGCACACCAACUUAGCGGAUCACUGACGGUAAAUGCAUUGACUUUAUUAAAGAAUAAGACCGCAAACAAAUGUAAACGAUGUGGUAAGGACAACCAUAGUGAUGAUGACUGUUGGUUUAAGGACAAAAAUUGUAAUACAUGUGGAAAAAAAGGCCACAUCAGUCGUGUUUGCAGGAAGAGUAACUAUGACAGAAAAACAAAGAGUGGGAAUGGGGCAAAAGCUGCACUACAAAUAAGAAAAUCUGGACAGAAAGGCUAUGUAAAGAAAGAAAGUGUGCACCACGUUGAUGCUGAUGCAGCAUCCAGUGAUGAUGAAACAGACUCUGAGUUAGCUCUGUAUAAACUGUCACAGCCAGGAGAAAAGUCCAGUAUCAUUGUGAGACCAGAAGUUGAAGGAAUACCACUUGAAAUGGAGCUGGACACAGGUGCAGCAGUGUCUUUGAUUUCAACAGAGACUUAUAACAAAAUAUUGAAACACCUGCCCUUAUGCUCAACUGACAUUGUUCUUCGAACAUACACAGGACAAGCAUUAAACCCUGAAGGUGUAAUUGAUGUUCAUGUAAAAAUGGGCAAACAGACAGCUGUACUUCCUUUGUAUGUCGUGCAUGGCGAUUAUCCACCACUCUAUGGCAGAGAAUGGCUGCGUCAGAUUAAACUGAACUGGAAAGAAAUAAAAACAGUUAAAUUGAAGACGCUAGGAGCUGUUCUGGAGAAACAUGCAGCUGUUUUCUCUAAACAACUGGGAGAAAUGAAGAGCAUUAAAGCUAAAAUAACAUUGAAUCCUGAGCACAAACCCAAGUUUUGUCAGCCCAGAGUUGUUCCGUAUGCUCUGCGUCCAAAAGUCGAAGAGGAGCUAAACCGUCUCACUGAAAUAGGUGUAUUGUCACCUGUACAGUACAGCGAAUGGGCUACCCCAAUAGUCCCUGUGGUGAAGAAAAACGGAGCAGUGCGCAUAUGUGGUGAUUUUAAAGUGACGAUAAACCCCGUCCUUCUCAUUGAACACUAUCCGUUACCACGUAUCGAAGACCUGUUCGCUUCUUUGGCGGGAGGACAAUGUUUUAGCAAACUGGAUUUGUCACAUGCUUACCUCCAGAUGAGGGUGGAGGAGGAGUCAAUGAAGUUCCUUACAAUUUCCACACAGAAAGGGCUAUUCCAGUAUAAACGCCUUCCGUUCGGAAUUGCUUUGGCUCCAGCUAUAUUCCAGAGAGCUAUGGACCAAGUAUUACUAGGUCUUUCCAAUGUCCAUUGCUAUCUCGAUGACAUUCUUGUUACUGGGAGGACUGAAGCUGAACACCUGGAAAACCUGGAUGCAGUCCUUGGACGCCUGGAAGAGUUUGGUUUGCAUGUUGAAAAAGGGAAAUGUGACUUCUUCAAGGACUCAUUGGAAUACUUGGGUCACAUAAUUGAUGCUGAAGGUUUGCACAAGUCACCUGAAAAAGUAAGUGCAAUUGUUAAUGUUCCAACCCCAUCAAACAUCACACAGCUGAGAUCAUUCCUUGGCCUGCUGAACUAUUAUGGGAGAUUCAUACCUAAUUUGGCAACCAUUGCGAGUCCAUUGAACGCCCUGCUGUGUAAGGGGAAACGUUGGCAGUGGUCUUCGGAGUGUGAGGGUGCAUUUAAAAAGGCAAAAGAACAAUUAGUGUCACAAAACGUCUUGACACAUUAUGACCCACAGAACGCAAUUCGGCUCGCGUGUGAUGCAUCACCUUACGGCAUUGGUGCCGUUAUCUCCCAUAUGUUACCCAGCGGUGAAGAAAAGCCAAUAGCUUUCGCAUCACGCACACUUAGCAAGGCAGAACAGAAUUAUGCGCAGAUCGAGCGUGAGGCUCUGGCAAUCGUGUUCGGAGUCAGAAAAUUCCAUCAGUAUCUCUAUGGACGGAAAUUCACGCUUUUCACAGAUCACCGCCCCCUUACUACGAUCUUUGGACCACAGAAUGGAAUCCCAUCUAUGGCGGCCAACCAUGUGAAACAUAUCCGUUCGGCUCCUUAUCACCCGGCAACUAACGGGCAGGCUGAGAGGUUUGUCCAGUCAUUGAAACAAGCACUGAAGGCUUCUAAGGGCUCUUCUACUCUUCAGAAACGUCUGGAAACUUUCUUGCUGACGUAUCGCAACACGCCACAUCCAACGACAAAAGAGUCUCCUUCCCUGUUGUUUUUGGGACGCCAUUUGCGCACACGUCUUGAUGCCCUGCGACCUAGUGUGGCUGCUGCAGUGCGUUUCUCACAGACCUCUCAGGUUCUCCGCCGGGCUGGUCGUUCAAAGCAGAGGCAAUUGGGAGUAGGUGAUGUUGUGCUGGCUCGUGAUUAUAGGGGGAGAGAGAGAUGGACACCUGGAGUGGUGACGGCUCAAAGUGGUCCAGUAUCUUAUACUGUGGAUGUUGGUGCUUCUGAGGAAUGGAGGCGUCACACUGAUCAACUUUUGUCCAUUCCAAACCAAACAGCUGAAACUCAGUUGAAAGUAUUACCUGAUAAUACGAAUGUGCCUGUUCCAGUGCAGACCUCUGUAAAUGCCUCUUCGUCUAUGCCUCUAACUGAGACCAGAGAUGGUAUCGGUGAUACAUCAACAGAGUCUCAGAUGCAGCAUGGAAAACUCGACAUACCACCUGCACAGGUCAGGCGUUAUCCAGCCAGAGUGAUUAAACCACCCAACCGUCUGACAUUAUAG